AUGGACGACUUUGGCGGCCGCACAGACGACGAUCUCUUCGCCGACGACUUUGAGCCCGUCAGCGAGCCCGUUAGCACGCUUGUCGUCGAGCCGCAACCACAGACUACCACCAACACAACUCCAGCUCCAGUUCCUGCUCCCGUGCCCCUAGUCGAAAACCAACCCAGUGCUCCAGCUCCGUCAAAGCCCACGCAGCCUGCUACUGUUCCGAUCGCUCCCAAAUCUCUAGCCCAGUCGCGCCACGCGCCGACGAAGCCCGCGCAUCAGCCCCGGCCGCGCAAACACUCGCCGAAACCCCCCAAGCAACCCGCACCAUUUACCACACCCGCCGCCGAAUCGACAGCAGCCGCCACUGAAGAGGAUGGCGACACAUCCUACACAGGAGCGCCUACGCAAGCCACAACAGGCCCCUCCGCCACCUCCUCCGCCCCAACCAAGCCCAGCGGGCGGCACUCGUCAAACACAGCCUCGGGCGACCGAACAGGUUCCGGCUCGAACCCGCGCACCAAGCUGACGGAGACGGAGCUCGCGGCCAAGAUGGAGCAGAUGCGGAUCCUGUCGGCGGAAAAGACGCGGCGGUUCGAGCAGGCGGAGCGCGACAGCCGGUCGCACGCGCUGGCGUACGAGAAGGGCAUGGAGGACGCGCGGAAACGACGGGCCGAAGAAGCAGAACGCCGCAAGCGCGGCGACGAGGAGAGGCGGCGCAUGGACGACGAGCGCGAGCGGAACCGCGAGCGUAAACUGAAAGCCAUGGGCGCCAAGGACGGCGGCAGCUGGGACGAGGGCAAGAAUGUCGAGGAGGAGCGGGAUUAUGGCUAUAGCCAGAGCUUCAAGAGCGCUAAUGGGGGUGUGAGGGGGUCGAGGACCGGGAUGGGUAUGGCGGGGAGUCGCUUUGCUGAGAGGAAUGAUGCGCCGCCGCCCCAAAGAGAAUUCGCUGCGGAUGAGUUCAGGGGUAGAGGUCGUGGACGGGGACGGGGGACCACGAGAGGUGGACGGGGCGGUAGAGGGGGCUCGUUCGGGGAUGGGGAGAGAGGUUCACGAGGCGACCAGAACGGGUCGUCCCAUCAACAGCAUACCCAAGUCCCACCGAAGCCCGACGAUUUCCCUGCUCUAUCUGGUUCUGACACCAUCAACGUGGACACGACGACGAACAAGCCCUCUGAGCUGCCGAAGCUACCUUCGCUUUCGGGUCCUAAUUCGCCGUUAGGGAAGUGGGACGAUGAGAUGGCUGCGCUGGAUGCCAAGGCCUCCGGUACAUAG
Messenger RNA from Anthostomella pinea, 1260 nucleotides. NCBI's taxonomy places the organism in Eukaryota, Fungi, Ascomycota, Sordariomycetes, Xylariales, Xylariaceae. The record is from the annotation of a GenBank genome assembly.